Cryptomeria japonica (Japanese cedar) is the source of this 3336-nucleotide messenger RNA. Its product is annotated as disease resistance protein RPP2B-like. The record is from RefSeq and is a predicted model, not a curated record. NCBI's taxonomy places the organism in Eukaryota, Viridiplantae, Streptophyta, Pinopsida, Cupressales, Cupressaceae. Gene Ontology annotation, biological process: defense response. The transcript has 5 exons. The coding region runs from base 1358 to 2332 and encodes 324 amino acids.
UCAAAUCCAACCCACUCUGCUUUUGAGAGUUUCAUACAUUUUUGCAGUUCUAGUCCUCCAUUAAUGGCUUCCUCUUCCUCCUCUCCUGUGGCAAGAUCGAUUGUAUCUGCUAAACUGUAUGAUGUAUUCAUCAGCCACCGAGGCCCUGAUGUCAAAGAAACGCUUGCUAAACAACUGUAUGACCUUCUUCAGGAAAGAAGGUGCCAGGCAUUUCUAGACCGUGAAGAGAUAAAAGGGGGAGACUCUAUUCCAUCUGCCAUUCACAAUGCCAUAUGCUCAUCUGUUGUCCAAAUAGCCAUUUUUUCAAAAGGGUAUGCAGAAUCUUCAUGGUGUUUGGACGAGCUGGUUCUUAUGCUACAACAAACUGAUGCCCUGUUUAUUCCUGUCUUCUACGAUGUCAAGCCAUGGGAGCUACGGUACAUCGAGAACAAGAAUUCACAGUAUGCUGCAGCAUUUUUUUAUUAUCAAAGCCAAGGCAGGAAUCUUGAUAAGCUUCAUAAAUGGAAAAGCUCCCUUGAAUCUGCUUCAAAUAUAUCUGGUUAUGAACUUAGCCAGUAUCAAGACAAUUUGUGUGAGAAAAUUGUGUCUCGUGUGAUACAAGUAGUGCAAGAAAAGAAAAAUAGUAUAGCAUUAGAUGUUGCAAAAUAUCCGGUUGAACUUGCUAAACUCGUCCAAGAUUUUGAAAGGUCUUGUUCAAAGACAGAGACAGUGAGGGACAAGGUCACCAUAAUAGGGAUCUUUGGUCUAGGUGGGGUUGGCAAGUCUACCCUAGCAAAAGAAUUGUAUAACAGGAGGAAUUCAGGUUACCAUGCAUCAUGCUUUCUCUCUGAUGUGAGAGAAUCACAUGCCAAGGGUGAAUGCACUGCUUGCAAAGUCAGCUCUUAGAAGAUCUUUUCCCUAAAGAUCAAGAGAUAAAAGAACUAAAGAUUAGAAGUGUGCAUGAUGGAAUCGGAAAGCUGAAGUAUCAUCUGGGAAGGGCAAGACAUUUGCAUUUCCUUAUAAUUCUAGAUGAUAUAGAUCGUGAGAACCAGUUAGAUGCCCUUUUACCUGAAGGUAUGCUGAACUCUGGUAGUCUGGUAAUUAUUACAACCCGCGACCAGAGUGUGUUAAGGGAUGCAGAUAUCCAGUAUAAGAUGAAGGAAAUGGACAAGGAUCAUGCUUAAAUUCUCUUCUGUAGACAUGCUUUCCGUGGACAGGAUCCACCCAUUGCAUAUGAAAAAUUGGUUGAGAAGUUCGUGGAAUUCUGUGGAGGUUUACCUCUCUCACUCGAAGUUCUGGGUGCCCAUGUUUAUCGAAGGAAUGAACAUUAUUGGGGUUAGAAUUGGAAAAAGUAAGGAAAAUCCAGUCUAAGGAUGUAAUGCAAAGACUUAAAAUUAGCUUUGAUGGUCUAGACAGAGAGGAGAAACAUAUAUUUAUAGACAUAGCUUGUUUCUUCAAUAAGAAAGAACGAGUUGAUUUGAUGAGUGAUGUUAUAACAAUCUGGAAAGCAUCAGGUUGGAGUGCUGAGCAUGCAGUUAAAACCCUGCAAGAUAAGUGCCUGGUUGAACUGGUUAAGGAAGGGUUAUGGGGAUCCUAUCCACACUUCGAAAUGCAUGAUCACCUCCGCGAUCUGGGAAGACAAAUGGCAGAUGGCUUUGGCCCUCCUCGGCUGUGGAAACCAGACAUCCUUAGAUCUAUGGAAGAAAAAGGAUUUCAACACAUCCUGACAGAAACAAAGGGCAGGUGUUUCCAUUCGUUCGUGGAUUUGUCCCUUGGGAGGAAAAUUACUUAUUUUAUAGGUGGUUUAAAUGACUCUGUUGAGACUGACCUCCUGUUGCUUGACAUAGAUAACCGCCAUUACCUUGGUGGCGAAUUAGAAUGCAUUCUUUCCUGGAUUCCUCUGCGAAAAUUGCACAUUUUGUCUGUUAACAACGCGAAAGAUUUGUGGAGCAAUUUUCAGAAGCAGUUGCAGACCAAUACCCAGGCCAGUUUCGAGUUGAAAGUGCUAAAGAUUUGGUACUCUCCGUCGUUGAAAAAGCUUCCUGAUUUAAUAGCAAUGUUCCAUCAUUUGGAAGAAUUAUACAUAGGCAGUUCCUUCCACAAGACAGAUUUAGCAUCCUUCGCGCAAUCACUUAUACAACUUAGCAAUCUUAGAUCAUUGUCAUUGGAGAAUGCGUACGGCGUCUCCUUCGGUGGGAUUUUGGAUCUGAGCAAAGGUAGAGAUUCAACUAAUUUGGUUUCUUCUACAAGCAACCGCAUGAACAGCCUUGAAACCAUAUACUUCCACAAAUUACAUAAUAUUUCAAAGUUGCUAAUUAGUGGAGAGAUUAUCCCAGACUUCAAUCAUUGGUAGUUAAAAGCAUGUAUAAUCUAAAAGAAGUGCUCUUAGAGCAGCUAGAGAGACUGAAUACUCUUGACAUGUGGAAAUGCCCCAAAUUGGAAACAAUAUCAGGGUUAUCUUCUCUAACAGGGCUUCAGUCUCUUGCAGUGUCGAAGUGUGACAAAUUGAAAACAAUAUCAGAGUUAUCUUCACUAGCAGGGCUUAAGUCUCUUGAAGUGUGGAGUUGUCCCAAACUGAAAACAAUAUCUUCUCCAACAGGGGUUCAAAUGUUAAAAGUUAGAUUUCGGGAUUUAAAAAUUAGGAUGCCACCAGCUGCAGAGCGUAGGUGGGGUGGAAGAGCGGAAAUUGACGAGCGUGGGGAUGCAUACGCAUGGGUACUGAAUUGCCUUGAAGAACCGUGGCCGCUACAUAGAGGGCAUGCCGCUAUAACAGCAUUGGAUGGCAGUGGAUACAGCAUUGUUCAAGUUGAAUGAAAAUCUGUUUUCUGAUGUGAUCGACAGCCAAACAGUCAUUGAGAUUGAGAAAGGAGAGUAUUCCCUACAAAUGAAAAGCUCAUUUGGUGAAUUCUCUAUACAUGCUCUUCUUGUAAGGUCUGGUAGUAAUCCUUACAUAGAAUUUCAAUCUGAAAUCACGUAUUUGCAUCCCUUGCCAGUUGGAAGUGAAUUGAUGAUUACAGUUUUACAAACUCCGUAUAGCAAUGAUGUUAGGCUGAUAAGCGUCCCAAUAGAGAAGGGGUUUCGGGUCAGGGUGAAUGAAAGGGAAAAAGGGCAAGCUUUAAUUAUAUUGCAAAGGAUUAUUGAUAGAUUAUAUAAAAGCUGCCAGCAUAUGACGCGGUGAAGGAAAAACAAAGUAAAAAGCAUUGGUAAGUCUGAUUUACUUACUUUGACUGUCAGCUGUUCAAAAGCUUUGGUCAUCCUUGUUUUGCCAAAGUCUUCAAUUUCUAAUAUUUUAUGUAUGUAAUUUUAUCCUUUAUUCAAUUUGAAAAAAGAGCCUAUCAAUCUUGUGGAUUUUGAAAA